AUGGAUGUGCGGCGGCGGCUGCAGCAGCUGUUCCAAGACCCGCAGCCCACCGGGACCAUUGUGCUGGAGCGGGCGCCCGCCCCCGCCGCUACUUCCUGGAUCUCUCUGUCGGCACCCCCGCCGCCUCCUCCUCCGCCGCCGCCGCCGCCGUCGUCGUCGUCUUCCUUGCCGUCGGUGCCGGCAUCGCCGCCGCGGCGGCAGGGUCCGCUGCCGGAGGAGUGCGCCGUGUUCCACUGCCGCGGCUGCUGGACGGUGCUGGGCGACUCGCUGCAGCUGUGCGGGCAGGAGCCGCCGGGGCUCGGCGUCCUCGUCUGCUUCAAAGUCACCGGCGAUGUCACCUGGGAGGACUCGCUGUUGGUCGGCCUCGAGGGAGCCCUCCUGGGAUGUGCUUAUUAUUUAUUAUCCUGUCGGUCAUGUGGCUUGGCUGUGGGCUUCAUUCUUCAUUCUUCUGGCAGCGACCUGGCAUAUCUCCGAGACUUGUUCUGUUUCUUCAAGGAUAGCAUCAUCUGUUACCUUGUAAAAAAACAAAGGAUUAUAGAAGCUUCUAAGGUGAAUUUUCCACCUGUGACCUUAAAGGAACACAUGCAGAAAGUGAAAGAACAUCUUGUGGACUUCAACAGUCGCAUAGAAUUAGUGAUAAGGAAGCUGGAGAAACUGGAACAAAAUAAUUAUGCAACAGAAUGGCAAAACUCUUCAACAGAAGCAGAUGACCUAGUAUCAGGAUAUGCAAGAGUUAAUGCCAACUAAUACUCCUUUUCAAGAAGUGCUGGAGCUGUUUCUGCAUCUCUGCUGAGUUUGGUCAUUACAAAGACAUAAUACACCUGACCAGGUUUGAGUGUUGAUCUGUCACUUUAUCUGUGUGUGGAAAGAACUGAUGAUGAAGUACAUCCCUCCAGGGGAACACCUGAAAAUCUGACAUGCUGAAGUUAUGUUUGGAAGACUGAAUAGCUCACCCAUGCAGCACAUCACUCUCUGAGGCUGUUUAAGUGUGGGUUUGUUUUUUCUAAUGACUUCAGGGGGAAAACCACCCUUGUAAAUACUUGUCAGGUUUCUGGAGCUAUGUAAGAUAUACUUAACAAGGUGAUGAUAUUCAAGAGCUGCCAUUACAAACUGAACAUUCUUAAGAGACCUAAAGCUCCUUUCCUGCCUUUUAAUACAGACACAGUGUUAACGACAGCCUUGGUUUUAAUGGCAGCUAGUUUUUGGUCAAGUGGCUCCUUAGCCACAUCUGAUAUGUGAGCCACUGAUAAAUGGACUCCUGAAUAGUUUUCAUGUUUACUUGUGCAUGCUGCCUGCAAAAGCAGCAGAUAAGCACAUCACAGGUGCUGCAGUGUUCUUAGUGCAUGAGUCUGGAUGGCAUCAUGAAGGCAGAACACAAGGUUUUGGAUUUCUGGUCAAGGGCAAUCCACAUGCCUGCCAUGUCUGCUGAAGGGCAGCCCUAGGAAAAGGACUGAGUCAAAUUCUGCCAGCUAAGGCUGUGAAAAAGUGCCUUGAACAGAUUUGAGCAUUUCUUUCUGGAAUGUCAGCUAUGAAACCAAGAAGCAGUCUUCUACACAAUCCUGGAAGCAAUGUUUUCCUGCAAGUUAUGAUUUGCCUGUUGCCUUCAACUGGCCAGUUAAGAUAUUUCAUAAAAAAUACCUCUCACGGCUCAUGGUCAUUCCUCUCUGUUGAAAAUUGGUUCUGCUUAUUUCCAAACGUUUAGAAAAUAAUUUUACAUUAAAGAAAGUACUACUUACACUUUGUUAGUGGGAGAGAAUAUUCCUAAUUCUUGUUCUUGGAAGAUUAAGGGCCCUUUUCCUCUCUCUUUUGCUGUUUAAAGGGCUAAUGUUUUUCCCUAAGGGAAUAAUGAACUUUAUGGAAAGUUUAGUAGUUCUCUGUAGUAGUCUAUAGAGGAUUCUAUUUACUUGAUCGAUUUAAUUCCAGUGAUUUAAAUUGCCUUCUCCUUCCAUAUAUAUGACCAGCAGGUUGCAGACCUCAUUGCUGCUGCUGCCAAUUCUGUGUUUUGUCCUAUUUGUAAAAUAACUCAAAAUGGGCUUGGAGCAGAGGGGACAAAACUGACUGUAAGGCACCUGAGAGGUUUUAGGUGGGUAGCUGGUGCUUAGGCUAGUACUAAUGCUCACUGUGCUGCUUUCUGUUUGGGAGCUCUCUAUGGGCUUGGUUCGUUGUGGUAAGCAAAACCAGAGUAUCAACAGUCAUUCUGCAAGGGGAGGAGGGACUCUCACAAAUUCUGAUACCACCACUGAAGUACUUCCUUAGUCCUUGUGUUGUUGCACAAGUAUAAGAAAUGUGAUUGAAAAUGGGACUAUUUUAUUUUGCCCUUUCAUUCCGGUUUCUGCAUUGAGACUGAUUCUUGCUACUUUGUAUCUCUACUAUGAACAAUGCUAAAUUGUUUUGUUGCAUUAGUGUUAAUCUCUAAAAGAAAAAGAAA
This is a messenger RNA of Cinclus cinclus, 2428 nucleotides long. It is a transcript of the gene OIP5, whose product is annotated as Opa interacting protein 5. The record is from RefSeq and is a predicted model, not a curated record. The transcript is spliced from 5 exons. Gene Ontology annotation, cellular component: chromatin; chromosome, centromeric region; nucleus. NCBI's taxonomy places the organism in Eukaryota, Metazoa, Chordata, Aves, Passeriformes, Cinclidae. Bases 1 to 747 code for a protein of 248 amino acids. Gene Ontology annotation, biological process: CENP-A containing chromatin assembly; chromosome segregation.